AUGGUGAAUGUGCAGAAGCAACGACAACGGCAAGCAGAUGCCAAGGCUUGGAACUGCCGCUGUUGCUGGAAUGACCGCACACUGGAGCGCUGGCGGAAUGGGGCAAGCUUCUCAGCUCGUAAGCUCUGCAAGCGUUCAAAGAGCAACCGCUUCCACUCGGUCGGGGGCAGUGGAGGUGCAUCCUCCGUUUCGGUCGGAGUCAACGCUGAGUCGGAAGAGCUCAAGCAGGCCAACGCCAAGCUCCAGCGUGUCAAGAAGGAGCUGGCAGAGGCCCAGAAGCUGGCAGCGGCCCGGGCGCAGGCCCCGGUGGCGCCUGCCAUGGACGUCGAUGCUGGAGACGGUGGCGAGAAGGACGCAGCCCGCCUCGAGGAGCUUCGAGAGCAGAUCGACACCCUCGAGGAGCUGCCUGACAGCAGCGGGGCUGUGGGAGCCCUGCGGUUACAGGCCAAACCGCGCCCCAUCCAGAUGCAGCGCGUCUCGCAGCAGAUCUUGGCUGCGGACACGCGGGAAGAACUCAAGGAAAAGCAGUUGGAGGCGGCUGACCAGCAGCUCAUCGAGCUCCAGACGAAGCACCAGGAG
Prorocentrum cordatum is the source of this 579-nucleotide messenger RNA. The record is from the annotation of a GenBank genome assembly. NCBI's taxonomy places the organism in Eukaryota, Dinophyceae, Prorocentrales, Prorocentraceae.